AUGAAAGCCUAUAUUAACAGUGCCAUAAGAGCCAUUCAGAAGCUGACGGGGACCAAUAGAACCCCCAAUCGGCCCCAGUAUGAGGAGAGAGUGAGGUAUCGGGAGGGACACGUCAAAUGGUCUGCUGCUCUGGACAGCCAUUUAGAACAACAGAGCGCUACCACGGCUCGAGAUGUGGAGAACAUCUCUCAUAUAUCUACUGCGCCCUCAGUUACGAGCGGUGCUAUCAGGAAGCAGAGGUUGCAACAGCAACACAAACCUGAACUGAUAUCAAAACAGAGAGGAGCAGGACAGGGACAGCGUAGGAAUGUGCUGAAGGUGAUUGAGCGAAUGAAGAAAAACCGCGAGCAGCAACGUCAGCUACAAGCGAAACUGAAAGAGAAGGAACUUCAGAUAAUGAUGCGUCAAGGGAACCCAAACUGGGAGUUUCUGAAUAUGAUAAACCAGUACCGUAGUCGUAUUGUGUUCCGCCCUCUGCAAGAGUCAGACCCCGUGGAGGAUCAUCAGAUUACAGUUUGCAUUAGGAAGAGGCCGCUUAACAAGAGCGAGUUCGCCAGGCAAGAGGUGGAUGUGAUCUCGGUGCCCAGUAAAGACGAGAUUAUUGUACAUCAGCCCAAAGUCAAAAUGGAUCUCGAAAAGUUCUUAGAGAACAAACGCUUCAAAUUUGACUACGUUUUUGAUGAGACCUGCUGCAAUGAGUUGGUCUACAAAUAUACAGCAAAACCUCUGGUCCAAACAAUCUUCGAGGGGGGAAUGGCAACAUGUUUUGCUUAUGGGCAGACAGGAAGUGGCAAAACCCAUACAAUGGGCGGUGACUUCCGAGGUAAGACACAAGACUGCAAGAAAGGAAUCUACGCCAUGGUAGCCGAAGAUGUAUUUAAAUUCCUCAAGUCACGUAAGUAUAAGAAACUAAACCUGGCGGUAUUUGCAAGUUUCUUUGAGAUCUACGACAACGAUAUCUUCGAUCUGUUGGCGAAUAAAGCCAAAGUGCACAUCCUAGAAGAUGGUGAUCAUCAAGUGAAUAUCGUGGGGCUGACUGAAAAAGUAGUCGACUCAGUUGAUGAGGUCAUUGAACUGAUAGAUCGUGGUAACACGGCAAGAGCUUCAGGAAAUACAUCGGCGAAUCGCAAUUCUUCACGGUCCCAUGCAGUAUUCCAGGUUGUGCUCCGGACAACUGGCACCGAUCGCAUUCAUGGCACGUUCUCACUGAUCGAUCUAGCGGAUAAUGCGAGGGCAGUAGAUAUGAAUCCUCCGAACAGGCAGACAAAAAUGGAAGGUGCGGCGAUUAACACGUCACUGAUAGUUCUAAAGGAGUGUAUCAGGGCGUUAGAAAGGAAAGAUGCUCAUAUCCCAUUUGGAGGAAGCAAAAUCACUCUAGUGCUCCGAGAUUCCUUCAUCGGGGAGAAAUGCAAGACAUGUAUGAUAGGGACGAUUAGUCCAGGCAUGGCUUCGUGUGAAGACUCCCUAAACACACUGAGAUAUGUUGAUCGCGUAAAGGAACACAGAGCGACAUACAAGCAACGAACAACCUCGUAG
Molecule: messenger RNA, 1536 nt
Organism: Cryptotermes secundus
Lineage: Eukaryota; Metazoa; Arthropoda; Insecta; Blattodea; Kalotermitidae
Product: kinesin-like protein Klp10A
Exons: 1
Coding region: 1-1536 (511 amino acids)
Biological process (GO): microtubule-based movement
Molecular function (GO): microtubule motor activity; microtubule binding; ATP binding
Source: RefSeq, a predicted model, not a curated record